GGAUAGAGGUGAGGGCUAGAGAGAGAGAGGAAGAGAGCAGGGGGAGGGACGAAGAGAAAGGUGGGCUGCUGACUGAGUUGAAAGAGAGGAAGUGUGACUAAAUGCUGAACACAGGAAGUGGCACCGACUCUCGCUAAAGCUCUUCCAGCAGGAGAGGAGAGUUGACACAACCGUACUUCUCAAACUCAACCCGGGAGACCUGCUGAGGAAGAAAAGGAAGCAGCUCUUUGAUUCUUGGGUGCCGGUGUGAUUGUGAGCCUAAAUGAGAGCAUUCAGGGGUUAAGCUGUAGCAGCACAGCUGAAGACAGACAGAGAGGAUGCCUGCCCCCCCGCCACCCCCACCUGCCCCCCCACCUCCUCCGACCUUUGCAGUGGCAAAUACGGAGAAGCCGUCACUCAGCAAGAGUGAAUCCCAAGGAAGGAACGCUUUGCUGUCCGAUAUCUCCAAAGGUGCUCGGCUGAAAAAGACUGUCACGAAUGAUCGCAGUAAACCCGCAAUCGACAAGCCCAAAGCAGGAGGUGGCGGAGGAGGUGGCGGAGGAGGCGGCGGAGGAGGCGGAGGAGGCGGAGGUGGUGGCGGAGGAGGUCCACCACUAGGAGGUCUCUUUGCAGGAGGCAUGCCCAAACUCCGUUCCUCAGGAGGGAACAGCAACGACACAGGAGGCCCUAGGCCCCCUAUGCUCCCCACAGGAGGCCGCCCCUCAGGCCCCAGACCUUUUGGUGGCGGCAGCCAAACUGCCGGGCCUCCACGUCUCCCUGGCGUCCCAGGCGGGCCCCGGAACAACGCCCCGGAUGUCCCCAGGGCACGGGCCGGCCCGCCACGACCAGAGAACCCGGGUGGACCUCCUCCCCCGGUCCCCACCACCCCACGACCCAACCAGAGUUUUCAGGGCCGAGGGGCCCCACCUCUUCCUGGUGGAGGCCGGACGACCGGCUCAGCCCCAGCCCCUCCGCCGCCUAACCCCCCGGGUCGACACCCAGGCCUGCCUCCUCCCCCUGGCCCUAUGGGGGCCCCAUCGGGCCCGAAACCCAGCUUCGGGGCUCCUCCCGUUCCCAGUGGUGGACGUCCCCCUCUGCCUCCAGCGCCCCAGCCCAGCAGGCCUUCGGAGGACUCCCGGCCUCCACUCCCCCCCCUGGGGGGUCACCGGUCCUCCAUACCCCGGGAAGGCCUCCCACCGCCCCCUUCUUUCAACUCCAAGCCGUCUCGGUCCUCCUCCAUAAGUGGCGGAGGUGCCCCACCUCCCCCGCCGGGACGACCAGGGCCCCCGCCGCUACCUCCAACGCCCACGGGGGGGGACGAACACACCCCCAGGCUGCCAGAGAGGAACCUGUCGCUAGGCUCAAGCGCACCGGCACCCCCCCCAGGUCGCUCGGGGCCACUACCGCCGCCUCCUAGUGAGAGGCCUCCCCCUUUGGGGAGAAACCCCUCGGGACGGACAGGCCCGCUCCCUCCCCCUCCACCCUCUGGUCCGCGCGGGGGCAGUGUGAGGUCUUCCCCCGGUCCCCCGCCUCCUAAUCGCCCAGGAUUGGAGCCCCAAAGGGGUGGACCGCGUCCCCCGCUCCCUCCGGACCGGCCGGGUGUAGGGGGCCCUCCACCCCCGAUGGGCAAUGGAUUCCAGAACUCCUAUAACCAAAACGCAGAUGAGCUUGAAUCCAGGUUCCAGUUCCACCCGAUCUCGGACUUCCCAACUCCAGAACCCUACGUCUCCUGCCAGAAGACCUACCCGAGCCAGAUGGCCAAGUCCGACGGCAAAGGUGCAGACAAAAAGUCCAGGGGUGCCCCACCGCUUCCCCCAAUCCCCAGGUGAGGGGCUGACUGGAUUGUUUUACCUCCUUACCCCGCCCCGUCACUCCAACCUACCCCCCCUCACUCCCAAGCUCGCAGCAAUUGAAGGUCGGUCUGUCACUCCCACUGUCUGUGCAGGCGGCCUCAUAGCACUUCUUCAUUCUGUACGUGGACCACAUUUACCAUGGGACACAGCUCUCCCUUUUGACUUUUGAGUAGAGUAAAUAUUCCCAGCCACCAGGCAGCCCAAUCCAGAUAAAGAGGUGACCAGCACUCCUUUUGAAGCUAUGCAUUUGGUUUGCUCACUUAUGGAAUGUUCAAACUAUACUUUGGUUGAUUGUUUUACUGUGCCUUUUGUUUUUAAAUUCAGGAUCGCUAUGAAAGCUCUUUACUAGACAUUUAGGGAGACAGGCCUGUCAGGUGCUGUGUCUUUGCUAAGUGCACAACUGCCGUGUGGCCUAUCAGUUUAUUUUCUAAGCGUUAAAUGGUACUUUUCAAUGAGAGUGUUGCUGUUUGUUACUGUUCUUGGGAUGUCUCAACUAAGACCAAAUGGACCAUUGUGUGGUCCAUUAUGUCUGGAAAAUGUAUUGAAUGUUUUCCUUUUGCCUUAAAAGAAGAAAAGCAGUCACCCAAACUCAAAAUCAUGAAUGAUGUUUAUGUAAAAAAUUUUUUUUUUUUUUUCAAGAUUCAAGGAAGAACUGUUUUUAAGUUAUGCAUUUUACUAUUUUGACUAUACAACAGUAUUAUCUUAUAAUUGUCUGAUUCUAUGCCAUUGUAAUAUCUCUGAAAUGUUCUUUGUUUUUGAAAAAUCUAUCAAAUCAAUCAAAUAUCUGGUGGCUGAAAUAGAUGAGGAAAUGUUUGUGUUAUAAAUGUUGAAGUUGAUAGGUGAUUAUAUGUCUGGGCCCACUAAUAGAAUGUGUUAGUGUUACUGCACGUAUUCAGGCAUGAUUUAAAGAUGGAUGAACGCGUGCCCAGUGUAAUGCUAAUGAGAGACUGGUAGUUUUGCCUGUGUUUUCUCUGUUCUACAAAAGUAAUAGCAUAUGUAGUUUUGGGAGAAUGGAGCGUGGGAGUGUGUUGGACCAAAGAUAUGUAGGAACCAGGUGCACUUAGAAGACAAAACAACCAUUUCUGAAGAGGACCAAUAAAAGAAAGUAGUUUGUUUCUAAAGAGGUACAUUGACAUGUGCCAUUUGUGUUAAUAGACAACCAUUAUCAGGAAAAGCCCUUUGUUUGAACUGGGGGAGCAUUAUCAGAAGCCUUUUUUUAAAAGGAUCAUUAAAAAUAACGAAAAGGUUUGUGUCAGAUUACCGAUAUCAUGAAUGAUAACGUUCCUAUGGGAUAAUGUUAUUUCUUGGCUUCUUUUACAUUUUUCCUUUUUCCGUUCUUCUGUUGUAUGAUUACAUUUACAAUGGUACUGCUUCAGAGUGCUUUGAGCAUUUUGGCACCGAGAGGAACUUGUAUUUUUUAGAUUGAUUCAACUGCUCGCAUUUUUACCUCUUUCAUUGUAUUUCUUUCCUGAUGCUUUUCAUUAAAAUAAAAAAAUUGGAUUUUUCAUUUAAA
Molecule: messenger RNA, 3345 nt
Organism: Esox lucius (northern pike)
Lineage: Eukaryota; Metazoa; Chordata; Actinopteri; Esociformes; Esocidae
Gene: wipf1b
Product: WAS/WASL interacting protein family, member 1b
Exons: 8
Coding region: 318-1808 (496 amino acids)
Molecular function (GO): actin binding
Source: RefSeq, a predicted model, not a curated record